UACUUCUUUCUUUCCCUUCUUUACCCCUUCUGUGUUAUCUUCAUUCCAUCGUUACUUGUCUUUUUUUGUGUAAUAUAAGCAUCUAAAGUAUAAUUUCUGUCAUUAUCCUUACUAUAUGUCAUAUUCAAUACAACAACCUGACAGCUCUAUCAACUUAUUUGCCCCACCUGUUCCAACAUCAAUACAUACAUACAUACCUACAAAGGAUGAUCAGGCAAAACAAAAGGCAGAUAAUGUCGUUCACAUUACUAUAACCGAAUCAGGAACGAUUGUCUAUACUCAUACAGCUACCUCUUAUUCAUAUAUCCCAACUUAUUCAACAGUCAGUACAAUACCAAACAAUGAUCCCACUUCGUCUUCGAAAAAACCAAAUAACAAUAGUAAUACAAAUACGGGUGCCAUCAUUGGUGGGGCCGUGGGCGGUGGUGUUGCUUUGAUUGCUUUAGUUGUAUUGUUAUUCCUGUUGCUAUGUCGACGUCGACGUCGCCACAGUCACUUGUAUGGAAAAGCAUAUGCGAUAGAUAAUGAAUCAAAUAUAAAAUACUCUUGUGCUGAGCCAAAUGUCUCUGGCAGUGCAAAUCCCUUAAAUAACGGACUAGUUCCGCGACAGUUAAUUGCACCUUUGCAAGGAGUAGCUGAUGAACCAAAUACAAGGGAGUCAAAGUAUGUUGGAAAUGGAUUUUAUGAAGAUACAGUUGAUCCGAGCUAUAACAACUUGUAUACCAAGCCGUACUUUGCACUUAAUAAUACUACAGACAGCAUGAAUUCUGAUUCCUCUCCGUCUACGACAGUUGAAGGCAAUACAAUACCUCCAUCAUAUGAUAUCAGCCGUCAUGUACCAAAUGAGAUAGAUCCUAUUCUUGACCAUCCAUCACAAGAAAGGCAUGUUCCUCAUCUUAAAGAUUAAAGUAAAAGAGAGAGAAAGAAAGAAAAUAGAGAGCAUGAAGUAUAUCUUCAAAUAAGUCAUGUAUAUAGUAUCAUAAUAAAACAGAUAACUUUAUUAAACGUCGU
Messenger RNA from Rhizopus microsporus ATCC 52813, 1011 nucleotides. RefSeq lists its product as uncharacterized. The record is from RefSeq and is a predicted model, not a curated record. The transcript has 2 exons. Lineage: Eukaryota; Fungi; Mucoromycota; Mucoromycetes; Mucorales; Rhizopodaceae. Bases 116 to 907 code for a protein of 263 amino acids.